Leptonychotes weddellii (Weddell seal) is the source of this 3393-nucleotide messenger RNA. The record is from RefSeq and is a predicted model, not a curated record. NCBI's taxonomy places the organism in Eukaryota, Metazoa, Chordata, Mammalia, Carnivora, Phocidae.
CAGCCUCCCUCCCAGGCCCCAGGCGGCCCCGUACCUGUGCCCGCCACCUGCCCUUCUGCGGCUCAUCUUGUGUGUACUUGUGUGACUCUCUCCACACCUCUUGGGCCUUGAUUUUCCUGUCUGGAAAGUGGGUAUAAUGUCUAGAAAUUUCUUCAACUUCUACAGGACAGUGAGAGUGUGAGGUCAAGAGCCCACAUCCUAGUGCCCGAUUCUUUCAUGAAAUAACUGUGACCUUGGGAAAAUUUACCCUCUCUGAGCCUCUGUUCCCUCAUCCAGACAAUGGGGCUUGUGAUCCUAUCUACCUCCUGGGGCUGGAGUUUGGAAUGGACACAGCACCGUCCUCAGCAAGCUGCCUCUUACAGUGAAGACAGUUGCUACCUUUCUGGAUCACCAGGCACAGCUGUUUUUAUAUUCCUUUCCGUUCCUUCCAUCUUUUCGUAGCAGAGUAUCUUAGAUCUGGAAGAGUGUGUGUGUAGCUCUCAGAACUAUACUUUCUGUAGUUGCCGGCGGUCCUGCUAGGUAGACGCACUCCUCGUUUGCAGAGGACGAAACGAAGGCUCAGGGGAGUGUAGGAGCUUGCCCAGGACCACAGAGCUGGCAGGGGUGAAGCCCAGAUUCCACCCUGAGGCCACCUUGAGCUUCCUGGCACGAGGCACGGUUCCCCAGGGCAGGUGAGAGGCAGGCCUCUGCAGUCUGCUGCCAGAGCUCAGGAAGGGAAAGAGGCAAAUGGGCAGGGGGUAGUUAGGGAAAGCUGCCUGGAGGAGGAAGCAAGGCACAGGCUUGGGGAUAGAGGUGUGAAGUCGUCCAGAGGGCUAGAGCGGAGGAAAGGUUUGGGGCAUGUGCCAGGUAUGGGUUGUUGGAGGACCAGUGAAGAAGGUCUGGGAGGCACAUGGAGGCCCUUGGCUGGACAAGCGGCCAGUUCUGGGGAAGGAAGAUGUGUGCCAAGGCUGCUUGCUGGAAGCUUUUGGACUCAGCCUGGAAAACACCGACUGUCGCCAUCCCUGGCCCUGGUAAGCAGAGGCACUGACACACCACGCCUCCCUGGAGGCACCUGUCCUAUCUCCCGCGACACCCCCACACCAGAAUAAACACACGGGUGGAGCUCCUGUACAGGCCGAGGCCCCUCUCCCCUGUCACCCCCAAGGCAGCUCCUGUCCCCCUGGCCACAAGACAAGAUGCCCAGCUCCCUGAAGGCCCAAGAUGACCAGGCUGUUCAGCAUCGUCUCCUUCUGAGUGACUUGGCCUUUGGGGCUAUGGCCCAUAAGGCUAAUGUCCAUACUACGCCCUUGCCACUAUCCACAGGUGUCAGGGGAGAGCCCUUGUCCUCUGCCCUUACCCUUCUGCUCAUUUCUCUCCCAACACACGGGCCUCCUGUGGCACCUGAGGCAACAAACACACUCCCAGUCUCAGGUCCUCCAUGCAUGCUGUUCCCCCUGCCUGGAAUGCUGUUCCCCGUAGAUGCCCCGUAGCUAGCUUCCUCGCCUCCUUCUCAGGUGUGCUCAAGUGUUGCUUUUUCAGUGAGGCCUUCCCUGACUGUACCACGGAGAACUGUAUUCCCCUCCCCUGUUUUAUAUGUAUCCAUAGGUCAUUUCACCUACUGUAGAUUGUAUGUUUCACUUACUUGUCUAUCCUGCUAAACUGUAGCCUCUGUGAGGACAAGGAUUUUGUCUGCCUUGUUUGCUAUAAUCCCAGUGCUGGUCACAGUGUGGAAUGAAUGCGUGCCACCGCUGUGGGGGAGAUCGGGCACCCUCUUCCUGGGAGGCCAGCUCCCCUGCAGCAGGUCCGAGAUCCCAGAUCCAGGCCCUGCCCUUGCCGGCCAGGGAAGACCACAGCCGCCCAUCCUUAUCCUCAAAAGUGUGGUACGUCCAGUGACCCUUCUGGGCUUGGCCAGUUUCCCCAAGGCCCUUUGCUUGCACAUCCUGCAUUCUGGUGACCAUUCUGUGUUCAGUCUUCGUGGUGGAAACUUCCAGCUAGGCCCAGCUCACUGUCCCUUGACUACCACUUAGUGUGGCCCUGGCAGGUUAAUGUGUGCCUUGCUUCUGAAAGAGCCAACACUCAACAACUAAAAUACUUCACGGAUCUGUCUGUCCUCAGCACUGGCCUCGGCUGUCACCAUGUCUUGGCUAUUGUAAAUAACAUGCUGCAGUGAACAUCGUGGGGCAGAUAUCUGAGAUACUGACUUCAUUGCCUUUGGAUAAAGAUCCGGAAGUGGGAUUGCUGGAUCAUAUGGGGCUGCCGGGAGGCCAUCAAAAGGAUUGCCUAUGAAUUCGUCGAGAUGAAGGCCAAGGAGGGUGUGGUGUAUGUGGAGGUGCGUUACAGCCCGCACCUGCUGGCCAACUCCAAAGUGGAACCGAUCCCCUGGAACCAGGCCGAAGGGGACCUCACCCCGGAUGAGGUGGUAGCUCUGGUGAGCCAGAGCCUGCAGAAGGGAGAGCAAGACUUUGGGGUGAAGGUGCGGUCCAUCCUGUGCUGCAUGCGCCACCAGCCCAACUGGUCCCUGGAGGUGGUGGAGCUGUGUAAGAAGUACCAGCACCAGACUGUGGUGGCCGUGGACCUGGCUGGAGAUGAGAACAUCAAAGGGAGCAGCCUCUUCCCGGGACAUGUGAAGGCCUUCGAGGAGGCUGUGAAGAGUGGCAUUCACCGCACUGUCCACGCAGGGGAGGUGGGCUCCGCCGAGGUGGUGAGAGAGGCUGUGGACACGCUCAAGACAGAGAGGCUGGGACAUGGCUACCACACGCUGGAGGACGAGACUCUUUACGCCAGGCUGCGGCAGGAAAACAUGCACUUCGAGGUCUGCCCCUGGUCCAGCUACCUCACAGGCGCCUGGAAGUGGGACACGGAGCACCCGGUGGUUCGGUUCAAACAUGACCAGGCUAACUACUCACUCAACACGGAUGACCCACUCAUCUUCAAGUCCACCCUGGAAACGGAUUACCAGAUGACCAAACAGGGCAUGGACUUUACCGAAGAGGAGUUCAAGAGACUGAAUAUCAAUGCGGCAAAGUCCAGUUUCCUCCCGGAAGAUGAGAAGAAGCAGCUUCUUGAUCUGCUCUAUAACGCCUAUGGGAUGCCAUCUUUGGCCGCUGCAGCAGGGCAGCAUCCCUGAAGACGUCAUGGCCACCUCUCCAAGCCCUCACCCUGUGGAUGGAGCCUCCCCAGCGCUGUGGGGUUGAAUGACACUUACCUUUACUCCUUCGAGGAAAAUCGGCACAGUCAGCUACUGCUGCUCUUGAAGCCUGUGUGCCUGUUUCUCCAUACAUGAAUACCUCGGCACGCCGCAUCUCUCCUCUGACUACGGGCCAGAGUCUGGUUGAAUCUGAAACCUUCCUCCUAUGGGGACUCCUGCUGAAAAUCUGGUGCUCAAUAAAGAAGCCAAUGGCUGGUACUAUGCAG